GCUCAAGUGAAGGCCUACGAGGCUCGAAACUGUACAGACAGUGAGGGCCACAGGAGGCCUCUAGUCAAGUAGAUAGUUCUGUGUAUUUUUAGCAUGCCGUAUUGUGAGUAUAAUUAUGUGUACUGUACGAUGUGUGUAGUGCACAGGCAAAAAGUAAGAACCUCUCACGUGUAAUCGUAUUCAUGACGUAAACGUGUAAUAGUAUUCAUGACCGAUGACGCGCUGGCUCCUCCCCUUUUGUUUACUGAUUGGUCGACGUGUAGGCAAAAAGCGACAGAACUUUACGAAGGCCUUCAUCAGCCUGUCUGGCUCACAAUGUUUAUGUCAUAGAAUGGGAGCUGGUGCAAGAGAGUCAGCCAAGUUAUCCUGUUCGCUAGCUGAAACAACAUGAUGAUGGAGGCUGAAAGAGAUGUAAGGAUUCGCUCGGGAGCCAAGAGGCGCCCGCGUCCCUGCAGUGCCUCGUACAUAGCCGUCAGAGACGCUCUCUACCAGUUGACACGCCUCAACGACUUCAAAUCUGAGAAGAUAGGUGGGGGAUUCUACGCCGAUGUGUUCAAGGUGACCCACAAGAGCACGGGAGAGGUGAUGGUCCUCAAGAUGAACAAGAACAGCAAGUUCAGUCGCCAGAUGCUCUCAGAGAUACAGCUCAUGAACAGACUCUCACACCCAAAUAUCCUCAGGUUCAAGGGCUCAUGUGUACAUGAGGGGCAACUACAUGCACUUACUGAGUACAUCAAUGGAGGAGCUCUAGAGGACUUCCUCCACAACCGCUCCAUCUCCCUGUCCUGGUCGACUAGAGUCAAGAUAGCUCUCGACAUUGCCACGGGGAUGGCCUACCUCCACUCACGUGGGGUCUUCCACAGAGAUCUCUCCUCCAGGAACUGCCUAAUUCAGAUGCAGACAGACGGAAGCAUGAAGUGUAUUGUGGCUGACUUUGGCCUCGCUGCUAAGAUAAAGCAAUCCCGUCGAAGGAGCCACACGGAAGUGGUGGGAUCUGCAUACUGGAUGGCUCCCGAGUGUCUCAACGGGAAGGAAUACUGCGAACAAGCCGACGUCUUCUCCUACGGAAUUGUUCUGGCGGAGACUGCCACCAGACUGCCCGCUGACCCAGACUUCAUGCCUCGCACCAGAGUGUAUGGAAUGGAUUUUGAAGCUCUGCACAAGAUGUGUCGAAACUGCCCACGUGGCUUGUGGGAGCUAAUGGUCCGCUGUUGCCAGAUUGAUCCAGACGAGCGGCCCCAGUUUGACGAGGCCGUGAAGAUCCUGGAGCAGACGAGAGUUCUGGAGGAGAGAGAGGGGCGGAGAGAGGAGGAGGAGCUGAGGACUUGCUUCUCUGAACCUCUGCUUAGACUUCAAGACUCGGAUGACAACGUGAGCUACACAAGUGGACAGUCAUCCAGUUCCCAUAUCCUCCAACCCAUCACUAGUUCAGACUCCCUCGACAACUACUCUGCCAACGGUCUCGGCACAGGGAGGCACCAUUUAGAACAAGAACCCAAAGCAUCUGUCACCACGGAAGAGACAGACGGUUCGAAAAACGACGACGUAUUUGAAGACGCAACGAGUGAAGAAGCGAAGCAAGAGAAACAGCUGGCAACGAUACUGACAACGGCUCCGCUAGAGAACGAGGGAAGAACCUCAUACGGCCAGUUGGAGUCAGACGAGGAGGGAACGAACAAGGGAGACUCGGGGAUAGACCCGGGGGAGAUGUUUGUCGCCCCUGUCAUUAGUCCCAGCGACGACGUGAGAGGAAACCAGAUGAGCUUGUCGUCAUGUAGCAAGCAAGACAAAAGUAUGUGGAAAGAACCGGUGAAGCAGAUCGGAGCUGUGCAAUCUCUGACAGAAGGUGAUACAACUCCACCUGGCCACUGUUCUCCUAACUCACACGCCGUGUUCUUCCUGGGCCAACCGCAAUCAUCCGAGACUCACUUGGAGCGAACGCACCCCGAUACUGCCAUAGCUGCCCCACCCAUGUUCCGGUCGCCGUCAAAUGACCUGGUACCACCGACUACCCCGCAUCGCUGCUGCAGCCCCAGUACUGCUUCCAACCUCUCCCUCUUCGUCCCCAAUCCCUCGACCCCCUGGGCACCACCUCCCUCCCCACUACGCUCCAAUUCCUAUCGUCUCUCCAGCUCCCUCCCUUCCUCGCCCACAAUUCAAUACAGUAGACCAUUUCGAUUCUCGAUGGACGUGCAGGAGGCACUCUUCCCUCCAUUUGACCCGAGCACCUUUUUUUCGCCGUCAAGUUUAGCAGUCGGAAUGGUCGAUCUUCGCUCCACGCCAAAAUCCGCGUCAAAGAGCAAGCGACGUAGCCUCAGACACAGCUGCGGUCAUAACACGCCCCUCCCGACUUUCCCCGAAGACCUCGAGACCCGAGACCACAGCCUGUGCUCCCGGACUCUCUGGACAGGGGAGGCCGAGGCCGUCGAUCUCGACAGAGAACGAUACCCGGGCUACUCGCAGUUUCCACGUCGACGUGCACGCUCUGCCAGUAAUCCCACGCCACUCCCACCUCCCCCUCAACCUCCCCACUUUACUCUCAAUCUUGCCAGGUAUUCUCCAUGCAGUGCCAGUCGCUCACACUCAACAGCGGGCGGCUCCUCUGCAACCUUUUUCAAGUACUACACCAUCAUACCAUGUUUCAACUGCCGUCUAUCUUCUUCUGAACCAAAUCUCGUCACGCGUCUCUCAGCCACUCGUCUUGUGUGAUAGCAAUCCACUUUGCACGGCAUCUGUAUCAUACAUAGUAUAAUUGUUCGUUUGUGUCCUUUUGUUGUGAUCUUUUCGUUAUACAAGUCAUUUUGCUUCAUAUUUUAUAUACACUGCUUGUCAUAUGAUGCAGUUUGUUUUCAUUGAAGAAAUCAUAAGAACAGUCAGUUGAGGAUAGCUUUACAAUCGGCUGGCUUCAUAUAUAAUUAUAUAUAUACCUCUUCAAAAACGCAUUGUGUAUUAACCACAGUAUCAGUUUGACAAGAUGUUUUCUGGGUAUUGCUUA
Molecule: messenger RNA, 2995 nt
Organism: Geodia barretti
Lineage: Eukaryota; Metazoa; Porifera; Demospongiae; Tetractinellida; Geodiidae
Source: the annotation of a GenBank genome assembly